AUGCCCGUCCGCAUCCCCAAGGCCAGAGGCAGCGAGACCGCCAUCAUCAGCAUGGCCGGCGUGACCGCCUUCGCACCCUUCUACUUCAUGAUGCCCGGCGCCGAGGAACGCCUCACCUCCCAGACCACCCACUGGGCACCGCGAUGGGAACGCAACAUCUCCCACUUUGCACCACCCGCACAGAACAUCGCCCAAAGAAUAGAGCCCGGCGUCGGACGGACCGUCCAGAAAAUCAACAACAAGCUGCCGUUGGAGAGGAUGGCGCUUACCGUCGACCGGAGGAUCAAGGCUGGUAUUGACAGGAUGAGCAAGCGUUGA
Molecule: messenger RNA, 318 nt
Organism: Anthostomella pinea
Lineage: Eukaryota; Fungi; Ascomycota; Sordariomycetes; Xylariales; Xylariaceae
Source: the annotation of a GenBank genome assembly